CGGGUGCCCCACAUGUACUACAGCGUCCCUGACAUCGACGUCUAUUAUGACAGAAUGCGUCGGUGAAAAGGCUGCACAAUUAACAGGGGGGGUGUGUGGAAUAUAUUAACACUUGGAGCUAGCUUUGCUUUUGGACUGGACGCAUGCAGACAAACCGAGGAUCAUUUGGAAGGAAUUUCACUGAAACGAUGAGUGGGAGCUGGGGAACGGAGCUGUGGGACCAGUUUGAUAACCUGGAGAAACACACACACUGGGGGAUUGAGUUUGUGGAACGCUACAGCAAGUUUGUGAAGGAGCGGUCUGAGAUCGAGCUCAGCUAUGCCAAACAGAUCCGGAACCUGUCAAAAAAGUACCAGCCCAAGAAAAACUCCAGAGAGGAAGAAGAGUACAACAGGUAUACCUCCUGCCGGGCCUUCCUGAUGACGCUGGGGGAGCUGAAUGACUACGCGGGUCAACACGAGGUCAUCGCGGAGAACCUCAGCACACACAUCCUCAGCGAGCUCACGCGCUACAUCCAGGAGCUGAAGGCAGAGAGGAAAUCGCAUUUCCAUGACGGCCGAAGGGCCCAGCAGCACAUUGAGAACUCCUGGAAGCAGCUAGAAUCGAGUAAGCGGCGUUUCGAGCGGGACUGCAAGGAGGCAGACAGAGCCCAGCAGUACUUUGACAAGAUAGACGCAGACAUCAACGUCACCAAGGCUGAUGUGGAGAAGCGCUGCUCUCUCAAGGCGAGGCAGCAAGCCCAGCUGAAGCACCAGGUGGCUGAGGACAGUAAGAAUGAGUACCUGACAUACUUGCAGAAGUUCAACAAGGAGCAGAAUGAACACUACUACACCCUCAUACCUCACAUCUUCCAGCGGAUCCAGGAGAUGGAGGAGAGGAGGAUAGAGAGGGUGGGAGAGUCCAUGAGGACCUUCUCUGAGGUGGACCGGAAGGUCCUGCCCAUCGUCAGCAAGUGUCUGGACGGCAUGACCAAGGCUGCUGAGUCCGUCGAACCCAAAACGGACACGCGCCAGGUGGUGGAGUCCUACAAGUCGGGGUUUGAGCCCCCGGGAGACGUGGAGGUGGAGGACUACGGCGUGGCCAUGCGGAGGACAGUCUCAGAGUCCAGCUACCUCAACAGCCGGGGGGAGGGGGGCAAGCAGAGCCGCCGGAACAGCCGCGGGAAGCUCUGGCCCUUCAUCAGGAGGAACAAGCUCAUGUCUCUGCUAGCCUCGCCCGGGCAGCCCCCUCCCCCCCCUCCCACCUCCCCCUCCCCAGGGGGCGUGGCCAACGGGCCCCCCUCCCCAGGGGGCGUGGCCAACGGGCCCCCCUCCCCUCAACAAGCCAGGGAGCCCCUCCCCCUCUCCCACCGCCUCAACGAGUUCAUGACCUCUGGAUCCAAACACAGGAGACAGUGUCUACGCAGCCUGAAGAGAGGGCUGUCUCUGAAGCUGGGUUCGGGCCCAGAGGACUGCAGCCACCUGCCUCCGGAGCAGAGGAGGAAGAAGCUGCAGUCCAGGAUCAACGACCUGAACAAGGACAUCCAGAAGGAGCUGGACCAGAGGGACGCGCUGACCAAGAUGCGGGACGUGUACAUGAAGAACCCUCACAUGGGCGACCCCAGCAGCGUCGACUCCCGUCUGGAGGAGGUCAUCCAGAACAUCGACAAGCUGCAGCUGGACGCUCGCAAAUACCAGGGCUGGCUGGCGGAGGUGGAGAGCAGGCUGGCUGAGAAGGGGGAUCCCCACAGGAGAGCGAGUGGGCUGUACGACUCCCAGGCCACCGCCCCUGUCAACAGAGAGAGCCCUGACGGCAGCUACACGGAGGACCACAGCACGGAGCGCCACUUUAAGUCCCGCAGCACCGAGUUCGACGAUGACUUUGAUGACGAAGACCCCCUGCCAACCAUCGGCACCUGCAAAUCUCUCUACCCCUUCGAAGGUCAGAACGAGGGCACCAUCUCCAUGGUGGAGGGGGAGCUGCUGUACGUGAUCGAGGAGGACAAGGGUGACGGCUGGACGCGCGUGCGCCGUAACGAGGAGGAGGAGGGAUACGUCCCCACGUCAUACAUCAAGGUGUUCUUCGACACCAACGCCAAAGAUCCCUAGCUGCUGGCAUGGUGGAGACAGGGGAACAGCCUUCUGGGUAAACUCUAGUCAGGCAGACCAGAGAGAGAGGAUGGGGGCAAGGCAGACCAAUUCACCACACACACACACACACACACACACAAGAAUGACCACCUCCAUCUCUAGCCAUCCUCCUCCUCCAGUGUGCUGUGCUCCUCUCUGACUGGAGACGAGGUGUUGUGUUGUGUGUGUUGCCGUGGUGUGUCGUGUGUGUGUGUGUCUUGAUGGCUGCUCCCUCGUUGUUGUCCUGUACAAGACUCCCUCGGUGGCUUCUGCAGACCAAGGGUAGUUUUAAACACGCACACACACACACACACACACUUCUGUUAUAAUCCACCAUGGCAAUCUCUAUAAAAACUACAAACACCAGUGACAUGCAUAAUGUCUAUGUAUUGUCGCUCACAUAUCCGUUUUGGUUUGAAACCGUCAUUGCACAUGUUUGUCCAUGUUCAAGCACCAGUUUGACUACGUUGCCAGAUAAGUGUUGACCCAGCACUAACAGUCGAUCACAGAUCUUUCUCCUCACUCGUUUGCUCUGGUCUUUUGCCUAGCAACAUGCCCGUAAGUGUCAGACAACUCCUCUCUCUGGCUCUACCCAUCAAGGCAGUAACCCUGGUGAUUGUUUCACAGCUCGCUCUCACUUUCUCUCACUCUCUUUCUUUCUCUCUCUGUCUCUCUCUCUCUCUUUCUCUCUCUGUCUCUCUCUCUGUCUGUCAGACAGACAAGCACUCUGUUUCAUGCUAUUUCUUUCUCUCUCUCCUUUUCUCUCUCUCUCUCUGUUUGGUGUGGUGGUUGCUGCUGUUGGGUUGGCAGUGAUGUUUUUGGGCGUGCAUGCAGGCCCUGUCUCUUACCUCCGCCUGAAGCUGUCUGUCUGUCCGUCUGUCUGUGUCUGUGUCACCAUCACCUGUCUGUCCAUCUGUCUGUGUCUCUGUGUCACCAUCACCUGUCUGUCCAUCUGUCUGUGUCUCUGUGUCACCAUCACCUGUCUGUCCAUCUGUCUGUGUCUCUGUGUCACCAUCACCUGUCUGUCUGGUGGUUUGUCCACUCUUGACCUCUCUUGCGUUACAGUAACUCAUCACCUGUGAUCUUCUGUCUUUGGUUUCUCUACCGUACUGGCGCCUGACUGUGCUUUCUAUGAUUUUAAUGAUCACUUCUCUUAUUCUGUUUGGUUGGUUGGUGCAUGUGCCCUUCUCUCCUCUCUCCUCCUCCUCCUCCUCUUCCUCCUCCUCUCUGCCUGACAAGGAAUAAACUGACGUGUUCUCAACAUGUAAACAACGUUAGAUUUGUGUUGAAAUGUGGAUCUACUCUUGAAGCCGCUUAGUAAAAGAGAUGACCAGCCGUUUAUAGUGACCAGACAAGAAUACCCUGUUAUGUCCAUUGAUAAAGAAACACAUAUUACUACUGAACUCAAAGUCUCAGUGUAUUCUGUGAGUAUUUUGUGCUUUGAAUUCACUGCGUACUAUUUCCCAGACUGCUUCCUGUAUGAUGUAAAUAUCUGAGGUAAAUGAUAGGUCUGUCUCUUGACUGUGGGUGGUAACCAUGUAACUCUACUAUUACUAUGGUGUGUGAUACGUGAUACAUAUGCUCAAGCUAGGAAACCCUUAGUUUAUUUAAUUUUGUUGUUUUAAAAAAAAUAGUAAAAUAAUGCUUGUUUUUAUUUAUUUGGGGGAAGAGGAUGCCUGGUUGAUGUUGGUCAGGUUGGGACUGUUCUUCUUCUG
This is a messenger RNA of Osmerus eperlanus (European smelt), 3823 nucleotides long. RefSeq names its product formin binding protein 1a (gene fnbp1a). NCBI's taxonomy places the organism in Eukaryota, Metazoa, Chordata, Actinopteri, Osmeriformes, Osmeridae. The transcript is spliced from 18 exons. The record is from RefSeq and is a predicted model, not a curated record. Bases 144 to 2087 code for a protein of 647 amino acids. Gene Ontology annotation, biological process: signal transduction; endocytosis. Gene Ontology annotation, molecular function: protein binding.